AUGCUCGCCCCACAGCUCCUGAGAGCAGCCGCACCGGCAGCGCGCGUGCUCCCACGCCGUUGCGCAGCGUGCUCGUCCUCCCUCCCUCGCCGUCCAUGGCCUUCCCCGCACCCUCGCCUGUUCACCUCGAGCGCGCCCUGGUCGCUCCCGCCCAAGCCGGCGACUGCCGCAGCCAAGGGCUCGCGUGUCGUCAAGGACGAGGACAUCCCGCACGAGGUCGUCGUGCUCGUCGACCCGGCCACCAAAGGCCUCCUCCCUCCCUCGACCCUCGCCGGCCUCCUCGCGUCGCUCGACCGCACUCGGUACGCGAUCCAGCUCGUCGACGCUGCCCACGACCCGCCCAUCUGCCGCAUCCUCGACAAGAAAGAGCAGUACCAGCGCGAGAAGGACAAGAAGGCCAAGGCGCAGGAGCGCGCAAAGGCCCCGGCGACGACGCCCGGUGCGGGAGGCGGCGCGCCCAAGGAGGUGCACCUGACGUGGGGCGUGUCGGCGCACGACCUCGAGCACAAGCUCAAGAAGGGCAAGGAGAUGCUCGCGCGCGGCAAGCGCGUCCUCGUCUGCCUCGGCGACAAGAAGCGCGUCGCCGUCAAGGCCAACCAGGACGUGCGGCAGCAGGUCAUUCGCCAGAUCCAGCAGGAGCUUGCGGGCGCAGGCGAGCUGUCGGCGCGCCCGGCGAACCGCGAGGGGCUCGUCGUCCUCGACUUCAAGCCGGUUGCCGCCGCCGCCGCCGCCGCCGCCUAG
Rhodotorula graminis WP1 is the source of this 741-nucleotide messenger RNA. RefSeq lists its product as uncharacterized. Gene Ontology annotation, biological process: ribosome disassembly; mitochondrial translational initiation. The record is from RefSeq and is a predicted model, not a curated record. Gene Ontology annotation, molecular function: translation initiation factor activity; ribosome binding. Gene Ontology annotation, cellular component: mitochondrion. The transcript has a single exon. The coding region runs from base 1 to 741 and encodes 246 amino acids. NCBI's taxonomy places the organism in Eukaryota, Fungi, Basidiomycota, Microbotryomycetes, Sporidiobolales, Sporidiobolaceae.